Rotaria sp. Silwood1 is the source of this 582-nucleotide messenger RNA. The record is from the annotation of a GenBank genome assembly. Lineage: Eukaryota; Metazoa; Rotifera; Eurotatoria; Philodinida; Philodinidae.
AUGUAUCCUGACAAAGCAGACAAUCACCAAGUACCUAAAACACCAACAACAACAUCAACAAAUAUUAUUAUGCACUUGGAAAAUGAAUUAUUAGAUAUUAGCGAAGAUGAAUUAAUUGAAAUUUUAAAACCAAAGCUCGAUAAACGUGAACCAACAUCAUAUUCACCACACGAUGAACCAUAUGCACUAACAAUUGAAACAACACAAGCAGAAAUGAAUGAAUUCAACUUAAAUGAACAACAACAACAACAAUUAUCAAAUACACAAACCACCAACAGCACAAUAUCAAAAUCAGAAAAACAAAAACAAAAACAAAAAAAUGAAAAACUUAAAUGGAAACAAUGGAACAGACCAGAUUUUCAAAAUAAAUUAACAAGGCCAAUAUAUUAUAAAUAUGACUUUAGAAAAAUACGUGCUCAAUUACGUGAUGAUAACAUACAUACAAGUCAUCAAAUAACAAUUAAUCGUAAAUACCAUGAAGUUAUUAUUGGCUUUAAAUAUCGACAAGAAUUAGAACAUGCAACAAAUAUUAUAAAAAUAAAUUAUUUUUCAAAAGCACAAUACUCUGACCGAUGGAGUUAA